Molecule: messenger RNA, 2367 nt
Organism: Trichoderma reesei QM6a
Lineage: Eukaryota; Fungi; Ascomycota; Sordariomycetes; Hypocreales; Hypocreaceae
Exons: 7
Coding region: 1-2175 (724 amino acids)
Source: RefSeq, a predicted model, not a curated record
AUGGCCCUCGAAGCGCCGCUACGAUCAUCCACUGGAAGCUUGCAGUUUCAGUUCAAUCACCAAGGCGACAUGUCUGCAACGUCCGAGUCUGACGGAUUCAGGUCACCAUUUAGAAUCAUGUCUUCCCCUCCGCCAGCCACAGACUCCUCCUCUCUUCGGCCUGACUCAAUGCAUCAUCGGCUGUCCCAUUCGAUGCAAUUGUUGAGCCCCAGUGAUAUUGUCGGACCAUCUCCUGUGACCUCCAACGGCACCGAGACCACGGAAAUCGAGGACGAUGUUGCCGACGAUGUCGAGCAGGAUCACGGAGCGGGAGGAAAUUCCUACCGCCACUCAGAUAAUCUCUUGCUUACCACAAACCUCCCCGAAAUCGUUCGUCAAGGUAACCCUGAAGAAGCCGUCUCCGUGAUCCAUGCUCCGGAGAGCUUCGCCAGCUGGGUAAGUAAUUUUGAUGCGACGAGUGCGACAGCUAAACCUGCGCAGGUAUCCAGCGAGCCUUCUGCCAAAUCAGUCACCUCAACAGAGAGAUCAUCUCCCCGAGCCGAUGGCGCCAGCCAGCCAUCCUCUACUGGGACCUUCAACAGUUCGUCAUGUGAAAAGCCUCCUAGCCAUCCUGCUCGGCCUCCCAUCUCUACUGAUGUCAAGCCUGUGCGAUACAGCCUAGACAGUGCCACACCGCGAGCACAAGACUUGCAGGACAUGCUCGUAGAUGGUAGCCGACUGCGUUCGAGCAGCACCAGCAGUCUUGAAAAAAUCGACGAGCAGACUGAAGCCGAGGGUGACGACGACGAACCUUUUCCUCACGUGCCUCAAGUGGCUGAUGAGAUUGGCGAUUUACGGACUCUCCUUCAUGAGUCCUGGACGCUGUGUAACACCCUGGCCAAUUUAAGCUCGAUGCAUCGACCACGAGCCUUUAGGGACUCGGGAACUCCUGAUGCUGUUGAGAGAGCCUGGAAAGCGUGCUGGAAGCUCUGCCAUCGCCUUUACGACAACCAGGAUGAGGACCCUGCAUACAUGAGCGUCAAGUUCAACCUGGAUCUUUGUCGUGACUUUUGCCAAGCGCUAUUCGAUGUCCGCGAUAAGAAGGACGAGCUGGCAGACUCUGUCCUCAGGGUUAGCUUUGAGCUGAACAAUCAUUUAUACAGCGCACAAGACAACCGAAACCUUCCAGAACAGUUCCGGGAACGGACUCUCGACUUCUACAUCACCCUGUGUCAUCGUCUCAUGAAGCAGCGCGGUGAACUCCUUGGCAAGACUGAUCAGCUCCUAGGAGCUUGCUGGGCCCUCGCCGAGAUGCUCUUCAGUCUGCGUCAGAACAGACUGGGCGGCAAGCCGCCGGACGGCGAAUUGCUCCUCUCUGCAGUUCAGGCAUGCUGGGGCUUGGGCGACAUAUUCAAGGACAGCUGGGCCAAGGUGAACCCGGACAGGAGCACUCCUCGGCCAUCCCAGAGCUUCUUCUCCCACUCUUCCGACCAGACUGGUCGUGAAAGCCGACAGUCAAAUCGCUCGUCACGCCACUCAAAGCAAGUGAGCAUAAAGAGCACUCAUCAGGAAGAGCGGCCGCGAAAGCCUCCACAGGUCCCCGAAACCCCGGUUACGGAAUUCGAAGACACACCAAUUUCUCCCGAGAGCCGCUCCCCCCAGAUGCCCAAUCUGCUGGUGCUUGGCCCUUCCAGUGACGGUGGCCGAGGCGGCAGAUGGUCCAGCAGCGCAUCCAACCUGUCAAGCUACUCCCACAGCAGCAACAGGACUUCGAGCACCGCGACGACAACUACAGCAACCGAAGACCCCAAUGUCGCACGUGCAAAGAUCCUUGUCCUUCGAGCCGCUAUGACUCUCGGAUUCGACCGUGAUGCCAUCACCGACCCGAAGACAGCCCCAGCCCAGCUGCAGAAGUUUGUGCAGAGCCUUCCCGCAGACGCGUUUGGUUCUUCGCCAAGGGAAACGACGCUCCUUCAACAAUACAAGAACUCGGUGCUCAUGGACGCAUUCAUCCCACGGAGUAACACAAUACCCUCUCGCGGCAAGAGGGUUCCGGCGGUGGAUAUGGCAAAGAGCAUCCAGACCUUGGCCAACAGCUCGCCUCGCUAUGCCUACCUACGUGAUCUCUUCGGAUUCGUCUUCAACUUUCCCAUUGAAGAGGUUGAUGCUCGACGACACACCAGCAUUGCCGUCUAAAGACCCUUUAUACGUUAUGAGGCACACAUGUGCCAAGGAAACAUGAAACAAAUGAAUUGAGAGCAACGCAAAAGAAGCCAGAGCAAGGAAAGGAAGGGACACAUAUUGAUGAAGGGUUGGCGAACCAUCUUUCCUAUGUCAUUACGCUCCAGAUACCCCCUUUACACUAUACGUUGCGUUGAUCACGGCCAU